GUCAAGCCUGCAUUAUUAGGCCUUGUGAACAGCCAGCACAAAAGAACUUGCAAAGUUGCAACCAACCAGCAAACAAAACCCCCCCAAGGUUUUUAAACUUCCUCCGUUUCUCUGUCUCCAAAAUAAAUCUUAUUCAAAUCCCACUCUGAAUCUGUCCCCUGUCGGACUAUAAAAUCCUCCAUAGCCCCCCUCCUCUCUUUCAGAGCUUCACAGAGAGAGAGAGAGAGGGAUGGGAGCGUGCGCCACGAAGCCGAAGGUGUCGAAGUCCGACAAGGAUGCCGUUGAUGCCCCAGUGCCGGCGCCAGAGGAGGUUGUGGCGGGAGUGGACUCAGAGACGACGGCCGAGGUAAAGAAAGAGAAAGAGGUGGUGGUUGCGGCUGGAGCAGUGCAGGGUGAGAGUGUGAAGGAGGUGGUUGAUGUGGAAGGAGGCAACAUACCCCGUUCUUUGAGUCUUUUGCUCGAGGAGGACAAUCAAAAGGCGAAAGCUGAAAGUGAAAUGACAUCCUCGGUGACGGCAGAGACGCCAGAGUCCUCAUCGGAGCCCCAAGCCAAAACAGAGGAAUCAGAGACCAAGCCACCCGAAUCGCAAGAAUCGGCUAUUGAAGAGCAGCAACCGGCCCCUGCUGUUGCCACCGUCGAAGCUGCAGAAGCGGUCGAGAAAGAGAUGGCAAUUGAAUCUCCUCCCGCUCCGGCGGCGGAACCCACUGAGAAGAAAACCGAAACGGCCAAAGCAAUUGCCAAAGAGGAAGCCAAAGAAUAAUAAUGCAGGGCUGUUAUUAGCUGGACUGGUUGGCCGGAGCUCUUGGUCUUAAAGCUUGUUGGUCCAUUGCUUGUUGUCAAAUAGUGUCUUUAUUUUUCGGAUUGAUCAUAGUGUUUUGUUUAAGGUAAUUUGAUAGGAAUUUGUUCUUAUGUUCUCAUGAGGACAAGAAUGCAGAGGCGUCUGUUGCCUUUGUUUUCAGGUGGGUCAUGGGAUAUUGGUAUUCUAUUUAUAUUCCCUUUUGAUUA
Messenger RNA from Syzygium oleosum, 1005 nucleotides. RefSeq names its product major latex allergen Hev b 5-like. The transcript has 2 exons. The record is from RefSeq and is a predicted model, not a curated record. The coding region runs from base 230 to 760 and encodes 176 amino acids. NCBI's taxonomy places the organism in Eukaryota, Viridiplantae, Streptophyta, Magnoliopsida, Myrtales, Myrtaceae.